This is a messenger RNA of Hyaloperonospora brassicae, 1743 nucleotides long. The record is from the annotation of a GenBank genome assembly. NCBI's taxonomy places the organism in Eukaryota, Oomycota, Peronosporomycetes, Peronosporales, Peronosporaceae.
AUGGGGCGCAAGCAGUCGUCGACCCGCCGCAGUGCUAAGCGCCAGAGCGCCACUACAGACGCGUUGCGCGGCCACCAGCGCCACGUGGGGCAGCAGAACUGCACGGCGCGGACGAAGCGUCUCGUGGGCAAGCAGCAGAGUGUGCAGAAGCUGCAGCACAAGCGCGAGCAGCUCCGCAGCCAACAGCUCCAUCGGCAGCGCCAGAUGGGAUCAGAUCUGAGUCUCGCGCACUUGGCAGGACGGGCUCUACAGAGCGCGGCCCACUUUGCAACGACUCUGACUCAGGCCGCGACUCAGAAGCCAACGGGCCAAUCGGAACGCACGCUUACCGACGCCUCUCGACGCGCCUAUACGAAGGAGCUGCGCAAGGUCGUGGACAAGGCGGACGUGAUUCUGGAAGUGCUGGACGCCCGCGACCCCAUGGGCUGUCGCACGCUCGAGACGGAGGACGCCAUUGGCAAUCGCCACGGCAAGAAGCUCGUUUUGGUGCUGAACAAAGUGGAUCUCGUGCCGCCGCACGUGUUGCAGCCGUGGCUCAAGUACCUGCGGGGCUUUUACCCCACAGUGGCGUUCAAAGCGUCGACGCAGCACCAGGCAAAGCACUUGAGUGCGACUUUUGGACGCGCGGACAGAGCUGCGAGUGAGGCAGUGAGUGGGAGCAAAGCAGUGGGCACGGACGCGUUGAUGCAGCUGCUCAAGAACUAUUGCCGCAGCCACGGAGUCAAGACCGCUAUCACUGUGGGCGUGAUUGGGUACCCGAACGUCGGCAAGAGCUCUGUGAUCAAUUCGUUGAAACGCAGCAAAGCGGCGAGUGUAUCGAGCACGGCGGGCCACACAAAAGUCAUGCAAGAGGUGCACAUUGACAGCAAGAUCAAGCUGCUGGAUUGCCCCGGCAUUGUGUUUGACCACACGGACUCGAGCGCGUUGCUGCUGCGAAACUGCAUCAAUGCCGAGUCCAUGGAAGAUCCUGUGGGUGCCGUGCAGGUCCUACUGACGCGGUGCCAGCCAGCACAGCUCGCUGCACUCUAUCAGCUGCCUGUGGAUACCGUGUCGAGCUGUUUCAAAGACGCCGUGCAGUUUCUGGUGCUUGUGGCCCAGAGCAAGGGCAAACUAGGCAAAGGAGGGAUUCCAGAUCGUCAGGCUGCUGCUCGUAUCGUGCUGCAAGACUGGAACCGGGGCAAGCUGCCGUACUACACACCGCCGCCGGACCAGAGCGCUCAGGUGCUGGAUACGCAGCUGGUCACUUCGUUUGGCCAGGAGUUCAAUGUCGGUGAUGAAGCGUUGAAUCCGACAAGCAUCUUCCUCCCGGAUCUCGACACUGCGAAGGAGGUCAGUGGUCCGCACUGCUCGAUUGCAGUGGCUGCUCACAGUGAUGUGGUGAUGGCAUCCGGCGCCGAAACGACCGACGCCGUACCUGCAUCCGCGCGUAUCAGCCAAAUGCUGAACGACUCGGACUCGGACGACGUGGACUCGGACUCCGAGAUGGAAGACGACCGCGUUGAUACUGGCGACUUUGCUCUGCCACGCACUGCGUUGUCAACACAAGAGCUUGCUGCAAAGCUGGCCCAGGACGCUCUGAACCCGCUGACAGCGCUAGCCGCACGACGCAAAGCGAAACAGUGGCGCAAACUCAAGCGGCGAGCUGCUCGGCAGCAACUGGACACGGCAGCGGAGGCUACGUUCAGUACGCAGUUCAACAGCAUCGUUGGCAUCAGCGCUCCGACAUUUACUGCGACGCAGUAG